Rubroshorea leprosula is the source of this 3977-nucleotide messenger RNA. NCBI's taxonomy places the organism in Eukaryota, Viridiplantae, Streptophyta, Magnoliopsida, Malvales, Dipterocarpaceae. The record is from the annotation of a GenBank genome assembly.
UAAGCCAUUUUUAACUCCACCAAGCAAUUGAGCAUAUACACUUGUGUCCUCUUUUCCUUCUUCAUCUCUAUCAUGGCAGCUAAUGCAAUUGUUUCAACUGUGCUGGAAAAAUUGACUCCAACUGCUCUAGAUAAACUAGAGAAAGAGGUCCAAUGGGUUAUCAAUGUUCGUGAAGAAGUGGACAAGCUUAGAAGCAAUUUUGGAGCCAUCAAAGCCCUUCUAGAGCAUGCAGAGCGACAGCAAUUGGAAAGGGAAAAGGCCAGGGUUCGAGAUUGGUUGGACAAGCUCAAGGAAGUCUCUUAUGACAUUAAUGAUGUAUUGGAUGAAUGGAGCACUGCAAAUCUAAGGUCAGAACUUGAACUAGAGUUGAAGGUAUGUUCCUUCGAAUUCAUCCCCUCUCCUUCUUAUUACUUUAAUAGAAUCAUAUUGCUACUCAAAACUGCACACAAGAUACAAGCUUUGAGUAAGAGGCUGGAUGUUAUUGCAAAUGAGAGAGAAAGGUAUGGGUUUAGAGAGUUAAGUAGUAGUGAAAUGCCAGAACGUAGGGAAACCACUUCUUUCAUAGAUGUAGCAGAGGUGAUGGGUAGGGUUGAGGAUAAGGAGAGGAUAGUAAAUAUGUUGCUAAAUGAGGGUAGAAUUGAAGAAAUAGGAUCAAAACUUCAAAUGAUCUCCUUGGUAGGCAUUGGGGGGAUUGGGAAGACUACCCUUGCUAGACUAGCCUUUAAUAAUGAAGAAGUAAAGUCUCAUUUUGAAGCAAAAAUAUGGGUGUGUGUUUCUGAUACUUUCAAUGAGAUGAAAAUUGCCAAAGAUAUUCUUAAAUUUGUGAUUGGUAAUGCUGAUAAGGAUGUUAUUGAGAAAUUGCAUAAAUUGAAUUCUGAUGUUGAAAAAAUGGAUAAAUUGAGGGAUGCUAUUGUAGAAAUGGAGAAGUUGAGGGAUACUAUUGAAAGGUUAGACAAAUUGGAGGAUGUAUUGCGAUACCUUAAAACCUCAAUCAAGGGUAAGAAAUUCCUCCUUGUCCUAGAUGAUGUGUGGACUGAAGAGUAUGGAAAGUGGGAUCAAUUGAAACACUUGUUGUUGAGUAAUGGUUCCCAAGGAAGCAAGAUCUUAGUGACCACCCGUAAGGAGAAAGUAGCGAUAAGCAUGGGCUGCGAAUUGUUCAAAGUGGGACAGUUAUCUGGAGAAGAAGGUUGGUCAUUGUUUAGUCAAAUUGCUUUUUUUGGGAGGUCUAAUGAUGAUUGUAGAAGUUUGGAAGAAAUUGCUAGAGAAAUUGCAAAAAAGUGCAAAGGCUUGCCACUUGCUUUGAAGACAUUAGGUGGCCUUAUGCGUUGGAAAAAAAGCAUAACAGAAUGGCAAAGUGUGUUAAAAAGUGAAGUAUGGGAACUUGAAGAGGCUGAACAAGGUCUUUUCCACUCCUUAAUGUUUAGUUAUUUUGAUUUACCACCACACUUGAGGCAGUGUUUCUCAUAUUGUGCAAUCUUUCCAAAAGACUAUGUGAUAGAGAAAAAAAUGUUAAUCGAGUUAUGGAUGGCACAAGGUUUUCUCAAGGGGACUCAAGAUAUGGAGAUGGUAGGGGAAAACAACUUUAAUGACCUAUCAAUGCGCUUCUUAUUUCAAGAUUUUGAAAUGGAUGAAAAUGGUGGCAUUAUCAAGUGCAAAAUGCAUGACAUGGUGCAUGAUUUUGCUAUGUUUCUUACUAGAGGUGAGUGUUUGACAAUGGGAAGUAGUAGCAGCAUUCAAUGUUUCAAUGGCAAAACUCGUCAUUUGUUUUUGAUGAUGCAAACAGAAGAGACUACUGCAAUUCAGACUUGCACUAAAAACUUGCACACUUUGCUUAUUGAGUCAAAUGGAAGAAAUCCUAUUUCUCAUAUUGAAUUAUUUGAAUUGUUUGAUAAGCUUAAAUGUCUCAGGAUAUUGAAAUGUUCAGAUUCUAGAAUUAAAAAGUGUCCAAAACAAAUAGGCAAAUUGAUACAUUUGAGGCAUCUUGACUUGUCAAAAAAUGAGGAGUUAAAGGAAUUGCCUGAGGCUGUGUGUGACUUGUAUAAUUUGCUUAUACUAGCCAUUAGUGGAUGUUACAGACUUAAAAGACUUCCUCAUAGAAUGGGAAAUCUUAUCAACUUGUUGCAUCUUCGGAAUGAGAGGACAGCUUUGAAAUUCAUGCCUAAAGGUUUGGAGAAAUUGACUAGUUUGAAAACAUUGAAUGUGUUUGUGGUAACUCAUAAAGGAGCUGCACUAAGUGAUUUGGCAAACUUGAAUCAUCUUCGUGGGAGUCUUAGCAUAGGAGGAUUGGGAAGUGUUAGAGAUCAGAGGGAAGUAGAAAAGGUGCAACUACAAAAUAAGAAGGGGAUUACUAAUUUGACUCUAAAAUUUGAUCUCAAUGGUUUGCCAGUGAGCCAAGCUAAUGAAUCACCAAGUAUUGUUUUUGAAGCCUUAAAGCCACCUUCAGAUUUGGAAACAUUAGAAUUAAAUGGUUAUCAAAGCACAUUCUCUUUUAUUCAGCCCAAAAUAGUGGGCCACACAAAUCCAAUUGUGUGGGCUGGCCCAAGUUGGAUAACUCCAUUAACCAACCUGAAGAACAUAAAGAUCUGGGGCAGCCACAUGGAACAUUUGCCUCCUUUGUGGAAAUUGCCUUCUCUAGAAUCACUCGUGGUGAAUGGUAUGCAGAAAGUAAAAAAGGUGGGAGUUGAAUUUUUGGGAAUAGAAACAUCUUUGUCUCCAUCUUCAUCAUCCAUUUUCGCCUUUCCCAAUUUGAAGUCACUGACAUUUGAGUUGAUGAAAGAGUGGGAAGAGUGGGAUUAUGAAAGCAGAGGAGAAGGGGAUAUCACAAUCAUGCCACGUCUUUCUUCCUUGACAAUUCAAUUUUGUUCGAAGUUAAAGAAGUUGCCAGAUUAUAUUCUCCAGAGUACUACCCUGCAAGAAUUGACAAUUUUCAACUGUCCAAUUAUUUCAAAACACUGCAAAGAAGACUACCAAUUCUUUAUCGACCGCAUUCCUCACUCCAAAGUGCAAGAUUGGGACUAGGGAGUCGGACUCGGACUUUGAGUAACUCGCAAAAAAGAAAGGUACUGUCUAAUUUUGCUUUGCUCAAUGUCCUUACCCUAUUUGAUUUUGUUUGUUGGUAAGUAAUGGGGCGAAAACACAUUAAUUGCCCAUACACAUUCAAAUAAUAAUAUUAAACCAAACAAAUUACUAGUAAAUGUAGAAGUUGAUAUUUUUGCAUUCUUUUUCUUUCUUUAAAAAAAUUUGCCAUUUUAUAGUACAAGAUGCAUUAAGGCUGAAUUUUAUAUUUUUUUUAUUUUUAAAAUUUCAAUUUUUAAGGUGUAUAUAUUUCAAUUGAUAUAACAUUCUAUUUAGUGAUUUAUGUAAUUUGAGGUAAUUGUUAUUGCUCCUUUUUCUUUCCCACACCAUGGAAGCAAUUUCAUUUUCUGUUUUUCUUUUUCUAAUUAAUUAUUCCUUCUGAUUGCCAUUUUCUUUCCUUCUUUUCAUUUUUAGGAGACCCCAUGUGCAUAGCUUCAGAAGUUGUGGCCAUGGUGGAAGGAUGAUAGACCGGCCUGGCUCGUGGUGCUCACACUAGCUUCCAUGUGUCAGCUUUUUGGCAUAGCUGUUAGUUUCUGGAUUUUUAUUUUCUUAAUUGAAGGGUUAUUUUUGGGCCGUCUGUGUGCUUUAAAAAAAAAAAAAACACCUUUCAAGUUUUCCUAGGAUUUUCUUGUAACCCAUUUUCCUAUUAAAAAGAAAAAAAAGCCCAACAAGGCUUGCACAUGGGAAUGGCUUGGCCUGUGUUACCCACGCCACAUGCCAACCCGGGCACUGGGCAUUAACAAGUGGGCUUUCGUUUUCUUUGUGUGUUUUUGCUAUUUUCAUGGGUCAUUCAGGAUCGAAAAUGAAAAAAAAAAUGUUAUCUUCCGUAUUUUUGUAAUCUCUUUUUUUUUUUUUUAUGGCCUUGUAAUAUUUGUUUUAACAUAGUGAAUUUUCAUUUUGCC